Messenger RNA from Geodia barretti, 684 nucleotides. NCBI's taxonomy places the organism in Eukaryota, Metazoa, Porifera, Demospongiae, Tetractinellida, Geodiidae. The record is from the annotation of a GenBank genome assembly.
AUGGGUAGUAUGAUGAUCAGUCCGGGAAUUCAGAGCGUCAUCUUCGAUUUCGACUACACACUCGCAGACUCGUCUGAGGGCGUAAUCGAGUGCGCGAACUAUGCACUUGGGCGGCUGGGUCUGCCUGCUGCUUCCGAUGAUGCGAUACGCCAUACGAUAGGGCUGUCACUGCCCAACACGCUGACGGCACUGGCGGGUGAUGAAUAUGCGGGGCAUGGUGAAGAGUUUAUGCGGAUAUUCUUGGAUAUGGCUGAAAAGAUGAUGCCCGACGCUACGGCAAUUUUGGAUUUCGUGCCGUCGCUGGCGGAUACGCUUCUGGGACAUGGCAUGACGCUGGGUAUCGUGUCGUCGGGGAGGCGGUGUCGCAUCUCGCGGGUACUGCGACGGGAAGGUUUAGAUGGGCAGUUCAAGGUUAUCGUGGGAGUCGAGGAUGUGGAGACGCCGAAGCCAGACCCGUCAGGGCUGUUGCGGGCGGUUGAUGCGCUGAACACGUCCAAAGAGCGCUGUUUGUAUGUGGGCGACAGCGUUACGGAUGCGGAGACGGCGCUGCGAGCUGGCGUGCGCUUCGUGGCGGCGCUGUCGGGCGUUACCGAGCGGGAGGAGUUUGCGGAGUAUGAGCCGGUGAUGGUGCUGGGGAGUGCGGGUGAGUUACCGGCGAUGUUAGAUGCGAAGGUGGAUCACUAA